AUGAACGAACACACAACUUGGAAACCCUGUAUUGCUGCACCAGUUCUGAAAAAGAUUUCCUGCUUGUCAGAAGAUGCAAGGCGUGUUCUUGGUGCUGUCCAAAUGGAGCAAAGAAAGCAUUUGUCAUAUCAGAAAGAUGUCUCAAAUUACUACAGAAAUAUUUAUGAGAAGAAAUUUGAUGGGGCUGUCUCAAUAAAAGAUGCACCUUUAGAAAUAAAACCCGAAAUACUGUCCUGGGAUGAAGGAAGAGAGGGUCAACCAUGUGGAUUUUCUGAGUCUCUGUCUGAGAAACACAAUUUUCAUACAGAGAGUGCUCCUUCUGGGGUGAAGAAAGGGAUUUUGAAUAACGCCAAAGAAUAUAAACAACAGUUUCAUGGUUCUUGCAAUGGGCAUCAAUUGUUUCAGACCAAAAGAAGUGAAAAGCAUUGUAUUUCGUUAUAUCAGGGACCACACCAACCUGGGAUGUAUAGGUCUCUAAAUACUAGUCAGCACAUGGACUGCAGUACUACACUGUCUUCAGGAUGUGAAGGACAGAAAUUUGACAUAAUACCAAAGUCAUCAAGGCCAGGUGAUAUCUGCCAAAAUCAGCAGGAUGUUUAUUUCCACUCUAAUAAAGAAAACUCCUUGGAUCUGAAGGCAAAUAAAUUUGAGAUGAACCAUAAGGGUGCAGAUAAUGUAGAUGGAAGAUUUAAAAAUAAAAGCCAAGUCUCAGCUGAUGAUUGCACUCUUUCUCUCAACAUGCAACAUGAAAUAUGUGAAAAGCGAAUAGAAAGACAUAAACAUCCAGAAUUUAACGAGGGUAGUAAUGUUUCAAACCAGUUCUUUAACAAUGCUGUCUUGUCUACUGAUGAUCAUGGAUGUAAGAGGGAUGCUGAAGAGGUUUUGCUCUCCCAACUCCUCUUUUCUCAAGAUCCUGAUGAAAUUGUCAGUGAAGUGGACUUCUCAACAGAAAUCUCUGAAAAAGCUGGUCCUGAUAGAGAGUCUAUUCCAGCUGAUGUUGAAAUGACUCCAUGUGGAACAACUGCUAAUAGAAAAAGCACUUUUAGCUCAAAAAUUGCAAGGAGAUUGUAUGAGCAAAAGAAGUGGAGACAAGAAAAUGAAGAAGAUGGGAAAGAACAAAACAAAGGGGACAGAAAUCCAAAGAUAACCCUACCCCAGUAUUUUGUACCUUAUAAGAAAAAGAAAGAGGAAGGAAAAAUUCAGAGUAAAUUUAAAUCAUUGAAGACGCAAGCAGCUUAUAGCACUCACAAUGUUACAGACAUGAUAGAGAGUGAAAGAAGAAAAGUGUUUGAUAAGUUCCUACAGAGUAAAGAAACAGCAAUUACACUUCUUUAUACAGACGGAGCAACACAGCUAAGGGAAAGUAAAGCUGAUGCUAACAGUGCAAAAAAGAAAUGCAGUAAUAUGAAAAUGAAAGCCAUAUCUCAGGUUUCUGGAGUGUAUUUGAAAAGUAAAUUGGAGCAUGAUGUUCUUUAUAUACCAGCUCUACAAAUAAUGGAUGCAUCAGUCCAAGAGCAGAUUGAUUACUUUUUUAAACAACUAUUGAACAGUGGAGGUAGAAAAGUAUGUUUUGGUGCAAAAGAUUUUCUAAUUGUCAUGGUGAGAUGCCUGGAGAAAACUUAUGACGACAAUCCACAGAAAGAUGUUCUGGCAUCAACUGUUUGGGAUCCAGUUGUUGCUGAAUGGUUAUUAAAUCCAGAUAAAUCAUCAUCAACCUUUCAACAAAUGCUCAACAAUUAUGGAAUACAAAACAAGAAAAUGUCCAUUGAUAACCUUGGAGAUAAUGCCUUCUCUGAAGAUUUAGACUUAUUGUUGGAACUGAUGCAAAGGCAAUUCCAAACACUUUGCUCUAAAAGUCUGAUGCAGUUAUUUCUUAAUGUGGAGAUAAAAUUGACACCUAUCUUAGCAGUUAUGGACACCAGAAAAGUCAAAGUCCAUACAGACACCAUGCUUAAAUUCUCUGAAAUUUUACAGAGGAAAAUGGAAUCUUUAGAACACAAAGCACAUGAAAUUGUGGGACAUUCCUUUACCAUCAACAGUCCAGCUCAGAUUCGGCAGGUCCUUUUUGAAGAACUGAAGCUGCACACAAAAUUAUUGGGCAACACAAAGCUUGCCAAAACAGCAGUGGGACACCAGUUGUCAACCUCGGAAUCCGUACUAACACAGUUGAUAGAACUACACCCUCUCCCUGCUGUCAUAUUGGAGUACAGACAGCUUCAAAAAUUGAAAUCCACAUAUAUAGAUGGAAUGAUGAGUGCCGUUGUGGAUGGGUACCUUUCAACACAUUGGGACCAAACCUCAGCAGCAACUGGUCGUCUUUCAUCACACUCUCCCAACAUACAGGCCAUCCCUAAAACUUCCAGCUUAAUCUCUGUCAACAGUACAACCAAGCAAUGCGUUGAUGGCAAUGAAACUGGAGAGAAAAGUGUGGAGAUAUUUGCCAGAGACUCUUUUAUAAGUCAUGAUGGGUGGUCAUUUCUUUCUGCAGAUUUUCAGCAAAUAGAAUUGAGACUGCUGGCUCAUUUGGCCAAUGAUUCAACACUUUUAAGACUGUUCAAAGACAAUGAUUCCAAAGACAUAUUUGUAGAGCUUACAGCCCAGUGGCUAAGAAAGUCGCAAGCAGAUGUUACCUCAUCAGAAAGAGAACAGACAAAGAGAAUAGUUUACUCUGUCAUGUAUGGUGCAGGAAAAGAAAAGUUGGCAGAGUACUUGAAGAUCACACCUGCAGAGGCUAAAAAUAUUAUAGAUAGCUUCUUGGUUUCCUUUCCUGCUGUUAAUCAUUUCUCCAGGAAAUGUAUUGAAUUUUGUCGGCAAAAAGGCUACACAGAAUCUAUUUUCAAAAGGAGGAGAAUAAUCCCAAACAUUACCCACCCCUCCCCACCACUUAGAGCUCAAGCUGAGAGGAAGGCUGUCAAUUUCUGUGUUCAAGGUUCUGCUGCUGACUUAUGCAAAGCAGCAAUGCUUCAAGUGGAACAUACACUACUUCAACAUUCAGAUCUUCAAGUAAGACUUUUGGUUCAAAUUCAUGAUGAACUGCUGUUUGAAAUACCAGAUGAGCAUAUUUUAAGAGCUGGAGCUUUGAUAAAGUCUGUGAUGGAAGACAGUGAGAGACUAUGUGACAGCUUUGUACAGCUACGAGUUCCUAUUAAAGUGACAAUGUGUGUUGGGAAGACAUGGGGUCACAUGUCCCCCCUACCAAACACAAGCUCUUAGAGACAACUCUUCCACUUAUCGCUUAUCUUCAGAGUGAUUGAAUUCAAGUGAUAUGGUUCGUUUAAACUGAUAACAUUUUCAGAAUGGUUUCCAUAUAAGUACACAAUAUAUGUAUAAACAACAAAAUAUCUGAAAAUAUAAAAUAAAA
Messenger RNA from Saccostrea echinata, 3361 nucleotides. Its product is annotated as DNA polymerase nu-like. Lineage: Eukaryota; Metazoa; Mollusca; Bivalvia; Ostreida; Ostreidae. Gene Ontology annotation, molecular function: DNA-directed DNA polymerase activity; DNA binding. Bases 1 to 3213 code for a protein of 1070 amino acids. Gene Ontology annotation, biological process: DNA-templated DNA replication; double-strand break repair. The record is from RefSeq and is a predicted model, not a curated record. The transcript is spliced from 22 exons.